UCUCCACUCCUGUCUCCCACCAUCACACUUCCUUUUUCAGUCUGCCUUUCUUUCUUUCUUUCUCUUCUGCUAGCUCUUUUCCAUGGAGUUUCUGGAGCUUCUCUGCAUUUGCAUUGCCUUCUUCACUCACCUUGCGAGUUCGUCCACAUCUUUGCCUCCUCCAACUUCUGAUGUUGAAAUUCUUCUCCAGAAAAUCAAACCCUCGUUGCAGGGGAGCACACAGAACUUGAUGCUAUCCUCAUGGAACACUUCAAUCCCUCUCUGUCAAUGGAGAGGCCUCAAGUGGGUCUUCACCAAUGGGACUUCAUUGUUCUGCGAUUCCAUCUCUUCCCCGCAGUGGGGCAGUCUCUCGCUCCACGAAGACCCUUCUGUCCACCUCGUCUCUCUCCAACUCCCUUCGGCUAAUCUCUCCGGGAUUCUCCCGAAAGAGAUUUCAGAGCUCACUGCGCUUCGUAGUCUCUACCUUGGAGUGAAUUCCCUCUCUGGGACCAUCCCUCUCGAGCUUGGCUACACCUCUUCUCUCUCUGAAGUUGAGUUGAGUCACAAUUCGUUCGCCGGACCUCUUCCGGUAUCUAUCUGGAAUCUCUGUGAGCGUCUCGUUUUGCUUCAACUUCACGGUAACUCUCUCUCAGGUUCUGUCCCACAGCCCGCUUUGCCCAAUGUUACCUGUAAGAACUUGCAGGUUCUCGAUUUAGGUCAAAAUUCACUCUCCGGGAACUUCCCGGAGUUCGUGACGAUGUUUACCGGGCUAAUAGAGCUUGACCUAGCUAAUAACCACCUUUCGGGCCGAAUCCCUCCCAGCUUAAGCGAGAUGAAGCUUAAUAAGUUGAAUCUCUCCUACAACAACUUCAGUGGGGUUUUGCCUAAUUUCGACCCAAAGAAAUAUGGGUCGGAGGUUUUCGAGAAGAACAGCCCGGAGCUUUGUGGGAAGCCUAUGAAACCAUGUGCUAGGAAUUCCGGAUUGACCCCUGGAAUUACUGCUGGAAUAGUGAUCGGAUUGAUGGCUGGAGCAGUGGUUUUGGUCUCUUUGUUGAUUGGGUAUUUUCAAGGGAAGAAGAAGAGAAGGAAUGUGAAUGAGGAAGAAGAAGAGGAAGAAGAUUUUGAUGAAAAUGGCGGGGAAGGGAAGCUGAUUGUGUUCCAGGGAGGGGAGCAUUUGACAUUGGAGGAUGUUCUGAAUGCAACUGGGCAGGUGAUGGAGAAGGGUAGUUAUGGAACUGUUUAUAAGGCAAAGUUGGCUGAUGGGGGAAACAUUGUGUUGAGGUUAUUGAGAGAAGGGAGUUGUCAGGAUAUGAGUUGUUGUUUUCCAGUGAUUAAGCUGUUGGGGAGGGUUCGCCAUGAGAAUCUGGUUCCUUUAAGAGCUUUCUAUCAGGGGAAGAAAGGGGAGAAGCUUCUCAUUUAUGAUUAUCUGCCUAACAGAACCCUCUUUGCUCAUUUACAUGAAGCAAAGGUGGGGAAGCCAAUGUUGAAUUGGGCAAGGAGGCACAAAAUUGCUCUGUGUAUCGCUAGAGGACUAGAGCACCUUCAUUCUCUAGAACCACCAAUCACACAUGGGAACAUCAGGUCCCAAAAUGUUCUUGUGGAUGACUUUUUCAUAGCCAGGCUCACUGAAGUUGGGCUUGACAAGAUAAUGGUACCAUCCAUAUCAGAACAGAUACUCUCCCUCUCAAAAGCAGACGGUUACAAAGCACCCGAGCUUCAAAAGAUGAAGAACUGCAAUUCGAGAACCGACGUGUACGCCUUUGGGAUACUACUGUUGGAGAUAUUACUAGGGAAAAAGCCGGGAAAGACAGGGGGAAGAAAUGGGGAAUGUGCUGAUUUGCCCUCUUUGGUGAAAGGCGCAGUUUUGGAGGAAAGGACAAUGGAUGUUUUUGAUGUGGAUGUAUUGAAGGGGAUAAGGAGUCCGAUGGAGGAAGGUGUUGUGCAGGCACUGAAGUUGGCCAUGGGGUGUUGUGCUCCUGUGGCCACAGUUAGGCCUACUAUGGAAGAAGUCGUGAGGCAACUUGAAGAGAACAGACCUAGGAACCGGUCUGCUAUGUAUAGUCCUAACGAGACAAGGAGUGAAAGUGGGACUCCUAUAUGACCUGUCUGCAUGUUUCUCAGUUGUUCGAUUACUGAUUCUUUUAAAAGAGAGUCUAGUUGGUGGCUAUAGGAUCAUUUAUAUACAUGUUAUUAAUCAACUUUUCCCUUCUAAAGUAGUAGAGCUAGCAGUAAGCAUGUUGUAUACAUUUGACUCGAAAUUUAGAACCUUUGUUUUUUUGAACUUGUCAAGUUGCAUGUUCUGUGACUGAUACGAUAGUAUAUAGGCUUCCAUUGGUAGCCAGUUUUUGCUCAUUUUGCUUAUUG
Cuscuta europaea is the source of this 2343-nucleotide messenger RNA. NCBI's taxonomy places the organism in Eukaryota, Viridiplantae, Streptophyta, Magnoliopsida, Solanales, Convolvulaceae. The record is from the annotation of a GenBank genome assembly.